AUGGAGAUCUGGACGCCGUGGGAGACCUCCCGCCAUGCGCGUGAGCUCAUAGGACCCAGGACGACGCAGCAUGAGCCGGUACCGGAGGAGGACCCUCCGACCCUCACAGACACGUGGAUCGGUCCCUUAACUUGCGUCCGCGUGGUGCGUCGCUCAAGACCAGACAUGUGUGCCUUUCCCCACGUAUGGGAGGCCAUCGAGGCCUUUCUAGACUGCUCACCGAGCUGUACAUUGACUCAAGCAGCAGUGUUUGGAUCCAUGAGAUUACUACGCGGUAUCUCGGCGCGAUCAGAGGGAAUGGGUACAAUGGACGCGUUCUACAAGCAGGCGCAGUUCUCAGCCUGGAGGACUCGUAACGAGAGCAGUGGAGCAGGCGGCUAG
Phytophthora nicotianae INRA-310 is the source of this 381-nucleotide messenger RNA. RefSeq lists its product as hypothetical. The transcript has 2 exons. The record is from RefSeq and is a predicted model, not a curated record. The coding region runs from base 1 to 381 and encodes 126 amino acids. Lineage: Eukaryota; Oomycota; Peronosporomycetes; Peronosporales; Peronosporaceae.